AUGCCUGUGUGUAAGGCUUGUAAAGGCACAGAGUUUGAGAGAGACUUGUCGAAUGCAAAUAAUGACCUUGUUUGUAAGAACUGUGGUGUGGUCUCCGAGGAUAAUCCGAUCGUGUCUGAAGUGACUUUUGGAGAGACAAGUGGUGGUGCAGCUGUUGUUCAAGGUUCUUUCAUUGGUGCAGGACAGACUCAUGCUUCGUUUGGGUCUCAUGGUGGUUCGAGUGCUUUAGAGUCGCGAGAAGCUACAUUGAAUAACGCUAGAAGAAAGCUUAGAGCCGUUUCUCACGCGUUAAACAUCCCCGAGUAUAUCACCGAUGCCGCAUUCCAAUGGUAUAAGCUAGCACUGGCGAAUAAUUUUGUUCAGGGACGUAGAUCACAGAAUGUUAUUGCUGCGUGUCUUUACGUGGCGUGUCGUAAGGAGAAAACACACCAUAUGCUAAUUGAUUUCUCUUCGAGGUUGCAAGUUGGAGUUUAUUCGAUUGGUGCGACUUUUUUGAAGAUGGUUAAGCGCUUACACAUUACCAAAUUGCCCUUGGCAGACCCUUCAUUGUUUAUUCAACAUUUCGCAGAGAAAUUGGACUUGGGUGAUAAGAAAAUUAAGGUUGUUAGAGACGCUGUGAAACUGGCACAACGAAUGUCGCGUGAUUGGAUGUAUGAGGGCCGGAGACCCGCGGGGAUCGCAGGUGCCUGUAUUUUACUAGCGUGUCGGAUGAACAACUUGAGAAGAACGCACUCUGAGAUUGUCGCUGUAUCACACGUUGCAGAGGAAACCAUUCAGGAGCGGUUGAACGAAUUUAAGGGCACCAAAGCUGGUAAACUUUCGAUCAAUGAGUUUAGAAACGAUGAGACUACAGAGCCUGGAGCUCAACCACCAUCGUUCACAAGAAACAGGAUUAAUGAGAAGAAGCUAAAGAGGAAACUCGGGAAUAAUGAUGUCAAUGAGACCAGUGAAGAAGCGCUCAAUCGGAAUCCCAUUCUCACCCAGAUUUUGGGAGAACAAGGACUUUCAUCAAAAGAAGUGCUCUACUAUCUAAAACAGUUCUCCCAACGACGGGAACAAGUAAUACAGGGUAUGAAAAGUACACACGGGAUCGACGACGCACAUGUUCACGGCGAGAAAAAGCUUAACGACGAAAUAGACGGGUAUUCGUUAGAGACAGACCCGUACAGGCCCCGAAACUUGCACCUGCUCCCAACCACAGAGUCACUACUAUCGAAAGUGGUAGACGAUCCCGAGAAUCUCGAAGAUGCUGACGACGAAGAGCUAGAAGCUCUGCUCCUAGAUGACGAAGCAUCUAAAAUGAAAGAGAGGAUAUGGAUUGGGAUCAACGGGGACUACUUGCUGGAACAGGAGAGUAAACGGCUCAAGAUGGAGGCAGAUGCAGCCACAGGAAACACUUCUGGAAAGAGAAGACGUCCCAACAGGCGCAAAAAGAAGCCCACUGAUAUAGAUGCCGCUGGGGCGGCCAGCAUGAUGUCUGAACUCAAGGAUGAGUCCGGCCUACAAGCUGCUUUGAAAGCUGCUGAAGAGAGCGGUGAUUUUACAGCUGCCGAUAGCGUCAAAACAUGCUACAAAAAGCCAGUUUUUCGAAGAAAAUCAACUACGAUGCAGUUGAUGGUCUAUUCAAGUGAAUUAUAA
Molecule: messenger RNA, 1638 nt
Organism: Torulaspora delbrueckii
Lineage: Eukaryota; Fungi; Ascomycota; Saccharomycetes; Saccharomycetales; Saccharomycetaceae
Gene: BRF1
Product: transcription factor TFIIIB subunit BRF1
Exons: 1
Coding region: 1-1638 (545 amino acids)
Biological process (GO): DNA-templated transcription initiation; transcription by RNA polymerase III; transcription preinitiation complex assembly
Cellular component (GO): transcription preinitiation complex; nucleus; transcription factor TFIIIB complex
Molecular function (GO): TBP-class protein binding; RNA polymerase III general transcription initiation factor activity; RNA polymerase III type 3 promoter sequence-specific DNA binding
Source: RefSeq, a predicted model, not a curated record